CGAAGUAACGUUAAGGCCAGUCAGUGACUCUGUGUGAGGGCGAGAGCAAGAGAUACAGAGAGUUCGAGGGAUUGUCCAAAACGUGAUCGGGUCUUCUUCCAGGAUGCAGACGCUCGCAACUCCACCACAGAUUCCACUGUAGUUUGCGUGCUUUAGGGUUUUUGAUUGUUGCAAGACGACGUAAUUUGUCCACUUUGGAGCAGCAGAAGACGAAUCGAUUGCAGGUCGGCGAUGGGGGAGUCGUUGGUGUUCGCGUAUUACGUCACUGGCCAUGGCUUAGGCCAUUCAACGCGUGUCGUGGAGGUGGCACGACACCUUUGUCUAGCAGGGCAUGAGGUCCACAUUGUGACGGCCGCACCGGAGUUCGUCUUCAAACGAGAUAUCACGUCUCCCAAGCUUCACAUUCGAAAGGUGUUGCUGGAUUGCGGGGCUGUGCAGUCGGAUGCGUUGACAGUGGAUUGCCAAGGCUCAUUAGAACAGUAUUCUCGAACCGCGGUGUUGAAUCGUGAUGCUUUAUUGGCUACUGAGGUGGAGUGGCUAAAAUCAGUUCAGGUCAAUCUUGUGGCGACGGACAUUGUUCCAAUUGCAUGUAAAGCAGCUGCAGAAGCGGGCAUUCCAUCUGUCUGUGUUUCCAACUUCAGCUGGGACUUUAUCUACUCAGAGUAUGUUACUGUAGCUGGAAAACAUCAUCAAUCUGUUGUUUGGCAGAUUGCUGAGGAUUACUCACAUUCUCUCUUUUUGAUUCGUCUGCCUGGGUACUGUCCGAUGCCGGCAUUUCGAGAUGUGAUUGAUGUGCCCCUAGUUGUGCGAAGUGUGCGUCGAAGUCGAGAACAGGUUCGUAAGGAUUUCGGAGUCAGCGAAGAUGUGAAGGUGCUUCUGUUCAACUUCGGUGGUCAGGAUGCAAGGUGGUCCCUCAAAGACCAGUAUCUGCCUCCAGGCUGGCUAUGUUAGGUCUGUGGUGCACCGGCAGAGCAAGAGCUGGGCUCCAACUUCACGCGCUUGGAUCGUGAUAUUUAUGUCCCCGAUCUUAUUGGAGCUAGUGACUGUAUGUUAGGCAAGAUUGGUUAUGGAACAGUCAGUGAGACGCUGGCUUGUAAGGUACCUCUUGUAUUCGUACGACGAGAUCAUUUCAAUGAGGAGCCAUUCUUAAGAAAGAUGCUUGAGUUCUAUCGCGGAGGUGUGGAGAUGAAUAGACGCGAUUUUCUGAGUGGACGUUGGGUGGCAUAUCUUGAGCGUGCACUGAUCAUCAAGCCUUGCUUCAACGGUUCUAUUAAUGGAGGAAAGGUUGCUGCAACACUUCUGGAAGAUGCCGCACGAGGGAAAGCGGAUACCAUCAAACCGCAAAGUGGAGCUCGGCGCUUGAGGGAUGCGAUUGUCUUUGGAUUUCAGCUCCAGCGGCAUCCUGGGCGAGAAGUUGAUAUACCAGAUUGGUAUGGACCAAAUGAGACUAGAUUGGGCCUUUUGCCGGCCAAAAAAUCCGUUGACACCGUGACCCUUGGUAUUCAGGGUGCUCCUCCUCCUCCUGAGUUACGAGUGGAUGACUUUGAAGUACUUGAGGGAGAUGUACAUGGGCUUCCAGAUACGUUGCAAUUUCUUCGCACUUUGGCUCACCUAGAUGAGGAAGGUGAUGUGCGAGCUAGUGAUCUUGCUGACAUGCCUCAACUACGGGAACGUUUGGCAGCAGGAGGCCUAUUUCGUUGGGAGGAAGACUUAUUUGUUGCUAGAGCUCCUGGACGCCUGGACGUCAUGGGAGGAAUUGCAGAUUACUCUGGUAGCUUGGUUCUGCAGAUGCCUAUAAAAGAAGCAUGUCAUGUAGCUGUUCAGAGAAGCCCUCCCACUCAACAGAGAUUGUGGAAGCAUAUUAAGACACGAGUAUCGGCCCAAGGUGCAGCUGCAAAGCCUGUACUUUGUAUUGUGUCAUUUGGAUCUGACACGGUCAAUCGGGCACCUACUUUUGACAUGGAUUUGUCUGACUUUAUGGACUCGAAUGGUGGCCCUAUAUCCUACGAAGCUGCACGUCAGUAUUUCGAGCAAGAUCUUUCGCAAAAGUGGGCUGCGUAUGUGGCAGGAACUAUUUUGGUUCUGAUGCGUGAGCUUGGCAUAAGCUUCCACGAUAGCAUUAGCAUACUUGUAUCAUCAGAUGUGCCUGAAGGUAAGGGAUUAUCUUCAUCAGCCGCUCUCGAAGUAGCUACUAUGAGUGCGAUUGCUGCUGCUUAUGGAUUGAAGAUUAAUUCAAGAGAUCUUGCUUUUCUUUGCCAAAAGGUUGAAAAUCAUGUGGUUGGAGCUCCGUGUGGAGUGAUGGAUCAAAUGGCAUCAGCUUGUGGAGAAGCAAACAAACUAUUGGCAAUGGUUUGCCAGCCAGCAGAAGUUAAGGGGCAUGUAAAUAUCCCAUUGCAUAUUCAGAUUUGGGGUAUUGAUUCAGGCAUUCGACACAGUGUUGGUGGCGCAGAUUAUGGGUCAGUGCGAGUAGGAGCAUUUAUGGGUCGCCGGAUCAUUCAAAGAACCGCCUCUAAGCAAUGCGAAGGCUUAAAAGCUUUGAGCACAGCAGCUGAGGAGUUCGAGGAUCCUGAAUUCGCUAUGUCAGAGCGAGAUUCGAAGGAGCAAUAUUUAUGCAAUAUUCCUCCCCACAGGCUUGAAGGGGAAUAUGCAAAUGUGCUCCCUGUGCAAAUAAGAGGAGACAUCUUUGUAGACACCUAUGGAAGUCACAACGAUCCCGUCACUAAAAUUGAUCCUAGUCAGAUGUAUGCUGUGAAGGCACCAACAGCUCAUCCGAUUUAUGAGGAUUUCAGAGUGAAGUCUUUUGCUGUGGCACUGACGGCCGCAGACAGCGAUGCCCAGCUGGAAUAUUUAGGAGAGCUGAUGUUUCAGUCUCAUUACAGCUAUUCGAAGUGUGGCUUGGGUUCUCACGGCACCGAUCGUCUCGUAGCACUUGUAAAGCAUACGAAGCAGAAAGCUCAGUUUGAUGGUGCCUCACUCUUUGGAGCAAAAAUCACAGGCGGUGGUUGCGGAGGAACCGUGUGUGUGCUGGGCCGUGCAGGCGUUAGAAGUAGCGACCAAAUUAUGAAGAUUCAAGAGAGCUACAAAGCUGCAACAGGUCAUCACCCAUAUAUUUUCGAAGGAUCAUCCAUGGGGGCAGGACAAUUUGGGUUCCUUCGCGUUCAUCGAAGGAAUAAGUGCUGACCACUUUUAGAAUGUUCAAGGAGUCUAUUCAAGCAUCGUUUGUCAAACUCAAGGAGCAGACAAUGAAUUUCCUUUUUCUGUUCACAAGUCGAGGAUUUCACAUUAUGAUAAACGUGUCGCUCAGAAUGACGAUGCACUUAUAUAAUUGACCUUGAUUUAUAUUUUCACAAAUAUAUCUUUGGAUAAAAACCAUGUCCGGAAUUAUGUGUGAAAUGAUUUGAAUCCCACAUGUUCUCUGUUA
Molecule: messenger RNA, 3421 nt
Organism: Physcomitrium patens
Lineage: Eukaryota; Viridiplantae; Streptophyta; Bryopsida; Funariales; Funariaceae
Product: L-arabinokinase-like
Molecular function (GO): ATP binding
Source: RefSeq, a predicted model, not a curated record